ACAACCCCGUGAUGGGGAGGGCUGGCCUCCAAGUCCCCACACCCUGUGUAUCUGUCUGUUGGGCCGGAAUCGAGGUCCCUGCAUCUGCACAGCCAGGGCCAGAGAGAGGAGACAGCAUGACCCCCACCCUCAUGGCCCUGCUCUGUCUCGGGCUGAGUGUGGGCCCCAGGACCCGAGUGCAUGCAGGGACCCUCCCCAAACCCACCAUCAGGGCUGAGCCAAGCUCUGCGAUCCCCUGGGGGACCCCUGUGACCAUCUGGUGUCAGGGGAGCCUGGAGGCCCGGGAGUACCGCCUGCUUAAAAAUGAGGGAGACUUAUGGACCUGGAUCACACAGGGAAACUUAUGGACCUGGGUCACACAGAAGCCACUGGAGCCCGGGGACAAGGCUGACUUCUCCACCGCAUACAUGACAGACAGUUCUGCAGGACGAUAUCACUGUCGCUAUCUCAGUCCCACUGGCUGGUCAGAGCUCAGUGACCCCCUGGAGCUGGUGGUGACAGGAGUCUAUAGCAAACCGAGCCUCUCAGCCCUGCCCAGCCCUGUCGUGACCUCAGGAGGGAACGUGACCCUCCAGUGUGCCUCAUGGAUGACAUUCUACAGGUUUGUCCUGAUGAAGGAAGGAGAACGCCAGCCCUCCUCGACCCUGGACUCCCAGCGAGCCCCCAGUGGGCAGUUCCAGGCUCUGUUCCCUGUGAGCUCCAUGACCCCCAGCCUCAGGAGGACGUUCAGAUGCUAUGGUUAUUACAGCCACAGCCCCCACGUGUGGUCCUACCCCAGUGACCCCCUGGAGCUGCUGGUCUCAGGUGUGUCGGGGAAGCCCUCCCUCCUGGCCCCGCAGGGCCCUGUCGUGACCUCUGGACAGAGCCUGACCCUCCAGUGUCGCUCUGAUGUCAGCUAUGACAGAUUCGCUCUGUCCAAGGAGGGCGCAGGUGACCCUCCCCAGUACCUUGGCCGGCAGCUCCAGGGUGGGCUCUCUGGGGCAGACUUCGCCCUGGGCCCUGUGAGACCCUCCCUCGGGGGCCGGUACACGUGCUUUGGUGGACACAGCCUCUCCCCCGAGUGGUCGGCCCCCAGUGACCCCCUGGACAUCCUGGUCGCAGGACAGCUCCCCUACACACCCUCCCUCUCCGUGCAGCCGGGACCCACGGUGACCUCAGGAGAGAAUGUGACCCUGUGGUGUCAGUCACAGAGUGCUGUGGACACGUUCCUUCUGUCCAAGGAAGGGGCAGCCGGUCCCCCCCUGCGUCUUAGAUCGAAGUCCCAAACCGGGCAGCACCAGGCUGAGUUCUCCGUGAGUCCUGUGACCUCAGCCCACGGGGGGACCUACAGGUGCUACGGCUCCUCCAUCACCGCCCCCCACCUGCUGUCACAGCCCAGUGACCCCCUAGAGCUGCGGGUCUCAGAUUCCCCUAGAGACCCCGGCCCCCCACCCACAGGGCCAGGCUCCACAGCUGGUCCCCACUGGUACCUGUACGUCCUCAUCGGGGCCGCGGUGGCCUUCGUCCUGCUGCUCGGCCUCCUCGUCCUCCUCCUGGUCCGAUACCGGCGUCGGGGCAAAGGCAGGAAGCGGGAUGCUGCCGUGGGAGACACACAGCCUGAGGAGGGGGUGCAGCUGGAGCAUCGGGCUGCUGCAUCUGACGUCCCAGAGGAUGUGACCUACGCCCAGCUGAACCGCUUGACCCUCAGACGGGAGACAAGUUCAUCCCCUCCCUGCCAAUCAGGGGAGCCCCCAGCAGAGCCCAGCGUGUAUGCUGCUCUGGCCAUCCACUAGCCCAGGAAGGACGCAGACCCCACACUCCAGGGAGGGGGACCGCAGGGACCCUGGAGGGCACAGGAGCUGCCCACAGCGCGUGCCACCUAAUGACCCCAGCCAGCCUGGACUCCUCACGCGGACCAGUAGGAGCCCCCGGGACCCUCUGGGAGUCGCCAGAUUCUGCCGUCGAAGAGAGUAAUAUCCCUACACCGUGGGAAUCAAAGAACGGACUACUCAACAAUCCAUGAUGAAAUGAGAAAACCAAAAUGAAAAUGAGAGAAUGUUUACACUGAAGGACAAUGGAAAUGUUAAACAUCAAACCUAUGAGAUGGGAAAAUGAAGAACUAAGAACUAAUAUAUUAGAACAGAAAAAGCCUUCAAAAAUUAGUGACAUACCUAUUAUAUCAAGAACGUCGAGAAAGAAGAGCAACUUAUUUCAAAUAAAGGUAGAAGGGGAAAUAGUAAGGACACAGCUAGCUACUAAUGAGGACACAUAAAAAAAGAGAGAAAAUCAAUAAAGCUAAAAAUGUUCAUUUUUGUAAACAAGGGUCACAUUUUUAAAUCCUAGCCACAGCAGCCAAGAAUGAGAGAGAGAGAGAGAGAGAGAGAGAGAGAGAGAGAGAGAGAGAGGAGGCACACAUCACCAUUUGAAUGGCAUCACAUCCUACACACUUUAAAUUGAUAUCAGCAUAAAAUAGUUCAUAAUGUUCUGUUAUGAGACAAUGUAGACGAACUGGAUAAAAUCCUCAAAAUGGAAGCUACUACGAUGAUGGAGAAGGGACUGUGAUCAAACCACCCCCCAACUGAAGUGUGUGGAAUCUGAGGGAAAUGGCGCGCAGAGCGGUGGCCACCAGGGCUGAGGGGUGGAAAUGGGGAAGUGCUGAUCAAGAUUAUGGCUACAGAUAACGUCUAUGCGGUUAUAAGACCUCAAGUUCGGAGGAUCUGAUGUACAGCCUGGUGACCACAGCUCAAAACACUGUAGCAUAUUCUCGAAUGUUGCAAAGAGCGUACACCUCAAUGUUCUCGACGCAUAUAAGAAAGGCAACUAUGUUAUGAGAUGGAAGUGUGAGCUAAUGGCAUGGGGAUAAUUCUGUAACACACGAAUGUGUCUGUUGAGGCUUCAUUGGCAAUUUCCUCCAAAGCUUUGCACUUAGGAAACACACAUACUCUUAAGCCCACAUGGAUACAAUGCAUACAUACUCACAUGCACACACAUGCACACACUCACAUGCAUACAGUCACACACGCAUGCACACACAUGCACACACACACCACAAAAUUAUACAAACCCUCCCUGAGAAUAAAAAAAGAAGAAGCAAUAUUGUAUAGGGCCAAGAAGAAAUUCACACCAAAACUAGAGAAGGAAAUUACAGAAUGGAAAAGGCGCAGAAAGUUCUCUCACAUAAACGUAGAUGUAAAUCUCUAAACUAAACGUUCACAAAUAAGAUUCAGCAAUGUAUAAAAAGGACACUACAUCAUGACCACCCUGGUGGGGGGGAGACAGAGUAGCUUAAAAAUUUAAAACUCGAUCGAUAUAAUCCAAUACAUUAACAGUAUAAGUAAAAAACGACCAUCUCACAAACCAGAGGGCAGGGGGAUGGGGAGAUGGGUGAAAGAGGGGAAGGGGAUUAAUAUGUACAAACUUCCAGUUGCAUAUUAAAUGAGCCAGGGGAUGUGAAAUACAGCUUAGGGAAUACAAUCGGUAUUGUUGUAAUAAUUUUUUGUGUGACACACGGUAACUGCACAUCUUAUAGUGAGCAUUGCAUAAUGUAUAUAAAUGUUGACUCACAUUGGACUAAUAUGUCAACUACACUUUAAUAACUUAAAAAUAAAUAAUUUCAACAGAUGCAGACAAAGCUUUUGAUAAAACACAUCAACAAUUCGUAAUGAAAACAAAAACUCAUCAGAAAUAAAAAGGUGUUUCCUACAA
Messenger RNA from Ailuropoda melanoleuca (giant panda), 3684 nucleotides. Its product is annotated as leukocyte immunoglobulin-like receptor subfamily A member 6. Gene Ontology annotation, cellular component: plasma membrane. Bases 12 to 1772 code for a protein of 586 amino acids. The transcript is spliced from 10 exons. Lineage: Eukaryota; Metazoa; Chordata; Mammalia; Carnivora; Ursidae. Gene Ontology annotation, molecular function: inhibitory MHC class I receptor activity. Gene Ontology annotation, biological process: cytokine-mediated signaling pathway; immune response-regulating signaling pathway. The record is from RefSeq and is a predicted model, not a curated record.